UCCUAAGUAUCUUGUGCGUCAGUAGGAAAUAUGACGUGAUGUGAAUUCUUCUGACAUUUUCUUUUGCCGCAAUAAAAAACUCGCGGCAAAGUGCUUAAUGGCCCGUGCCUCAUCAAAACAACUCGAGAUCAUGAGCGGUCGAUAUGAUCACCAAUGAAAAGUGACAGUUUUUCAGCCGAAAGUGCAAUUCGGAAAGUAAGGUUUCAACAACCUGACGAUCUUGUUGACUUCGCAGCUUCUUACUUCAGCAAAUUGAACACGUCUCGAAAACCCAUUCAUUCAAGUUCUACACCAUCAACACAAGAAGAGGACGAUUUCUACUGCAGUGAAAGUCUGUCGCUACCAUCUGAUCGCUUCAAACGACCCUCAUAUCAACAGAACCACCGACUUUACCUCCGUAGAGACUCGGUUGCUGGUGAGGUCUACGAACCUGUCAACUCAAACUGUGUCUCAGCGCAGCGAUUCUAUCCUAAAUCUGAAGACGCGCGCAAAAGACUAGAAAAUGUCAUAGGAAAUAUCUUCAUUUUCAAGUCUUGCGGAAAAGAUCAGAUAAAUAUGAUGUUGGACGCGAUGUACGAGCGAGUUGUCUAUCAAGAGGAGACAAUUAUCCGGCAGGGGGACGCGGGGGAUAAUUUCUACAUCAUCGAUGAAGGCGAAUUCGAGGUUUUGUUUGAGACCAAUGGUGCGCAAGAAAAAUUAGGAAGGCUGAAAGGUCCAGGGAGUUUUGGGGAGUUGGCUCUGAUGUACAACUGUCCACGUUCUGCGACUAUCAGAGCGUGCACACCAGGGGUAUUAUGGGUAUUGGAUCGUAAGAGCUUUAGACGUAUUUUGGUGGAUACUACAGAGCGUAAGCGACGACAUUAUGAGACUUUACUUGAACGCAUUCCAGUCCUGUCGCAGCUAACGGCCUACGAGCGCACAAGUUUAGCGGACGCGUUGACAACAAGUGUAUACCGGGAUGAAGAGUGCAUCAUUCGCCAAGAUGACCCAGCCGACUGUCUUUACUUUAUUGAAUCCGGGAUAGUUGAAAUAUCGAUCCGGGACUCUAAAGACCGCAGUAAAGUCAAGGUGAUAUCCACAGCAGGGCCUGGGGAGUACUUUGGUGAGCUCGCACUGGUCAAUAAAACAAAGCGGGGGGCCUCGGUUCACGCUAAGGGCGGACAAGUCACGUGUGCCGUGCUGGAGGUGAACGCGUUCGAGAGACUAUUGGGGCCGUGCAAGGGCCUAAUGCAGAGGAACAUGAAAACAUAUGAAGAGGAGAGAAAGUGUCUGGGGAUACGGGAAAUGCCCCCGAAACCAGGAAAUUGAUGCGGGUUAAAAGCGAAGGCACAUGUUUUAUGAAUAGUGAAUAAAGGGUGCAAGAAGAAAAGAGUUGAGGUGAUAAAAUCUGCGUUUGAUGCGAACCUAGAAUUUAAGGAACUUGUAAGGCUAGAAUUAUGAAGGUUGUGUAUGAAAACAUAGGCAUAAAGAUAUGCAGAAUAAACAUCUUCAAAGGAGGUA
This is a messenger RNA of Nematostella vectensis (starlet sea anemone), 1500 nucleotides long. RefSeq names its product cAMP-dependent protein kinase type II regulatory subunit. The record is from RefSeq and is a predicted model, not a curated record. Gene Ontology annotation, cellular component: cAMP-dependent protein kinase complex. Gene Ontology annotation, biological process: regulation of protein phosphorylation. Gene Ontology annotation, molecular function: cAMP-dependent protein kinase regulator activity. Lineage: Eukaryota; Metazoa; Cnidaria; Anthozoa; Actiniaria; Edwardsiidae. The coding region runs from base 154 to 1308 and encodes 384 amino acids. The transcript has 2 exons.